AAGAUGGCGGCAGAUUUGAGUGUAAACAAAGUUAUACUUUUGCAGGCAGGCGUGCGGGGGUUUCUUGUGCGUAAAAAGUUACUCGAAGUCCGGAAAGAAUUUGAGGAAAUUUUGAGUGAGCUGGAAAAUGAUACAAACUUUGUCUGGUGGAAGACACAAGUUCCAGGGCUUCCUUUGAUGAGUACGGAUCCUAAAGGACUAGACAAAGCAAUAGAGAAAAGUAAUUCAGGCCUAGACGGAGAAAGUGACGAUGAAUCGAAACGAACAUAUCUCAUCACGGAAGGUUCUGGUUCAUCAGAUGUAGAUGACAACUGCGAGGGUGAUCCUCUUAUAAAAAACCCUGUUCCUCAAGAUUCAAGCUUCGAAAGGCUUAAUUCAGCGUCAGAGACAUAUCUUAAGAUAAGUACUGCAGAGCUAGAGGGUAAAACGAUGGUAGAUGCGAAUUCUAGACUCAAAGAACAUGAUGACGGUGAAAGGUAUGACGCUGAUGAAGGACUACUUCCAGAAAGGCCUAUUCCUGGUGCGUCAAACCCUGAAAGUGUUAACUGCAGUAGUGAAUUGCAUAUCAACCAUGUGUUUGGUUUACAAAAUGGAACAACUUCCUUGCAGGUGGAAAAGCCAGAUACAGAAGCUUCAUUAUUUGGAGGACAAAAUCUGGAAAGGCAGAAUUUGUUUAAUGCAAAUGCAGAACUAACUUUUCAACAUGGUAGUCCAGUUGAAACAUCUCGCCAUAUCAGAGAGCCACAUUUCCCCCUUAACAGUACUGUUAACCCUGGGUGGCAGAAUGAACAAGAGAUGAGGAGGUCUUUUGGACCACCUGACAGUGCAUCUGAGGCAUCGCUUCGAGAAUAUGUGUCCAGGACACCACAUCUGAGGGAACAAGCGCUUCUUAGUGACACUUGGUUGACUGAUAAAUCAUUUGAUACAGGACUUGACAAAGAGUUAAAGCAUGACCUCCCUACUGAUCCUGUCAAACUUCAUCAAUUAAAGGAUCAUAUAGGAAUGGAACUAUUGUGGACAGAACAAGCCAUACAGAGCAGGAAAAAGUAUUUGAGAUUGAAAGAAGGAUUCAAACAUAAUGAGGGAGAUUAGAGGACUCAUUAAUUGAUGUCGAAGAUUCUUUACCCCACAUUUGAACCUUACUAUUUACUGUCAAGUCUACGUUUGGCAUUGCUUUCUGUCCUUGCAAAUCAUGUGUUUAAAGUUAUCAGUAGCAUUGCUCUGGUGGAUGCACCAAUUCAUCCAGGAUUGCAUCACAUCUUCCUUUAUUCAUUUUGUAUGUGUUGAAUAUAGUGGCAGUGCUCAAGUUCAAAGUCGCUGCUGAUGAAGGGACAAACGCUUUGAGGAAAUUCAAUUCUGAAGAGUGCAAGAGAUGUUUUAAGUUUGGCACAACACUUUUUACCAGAAA
Molecule: messenger RNA, 1408 nt
Organism: Pocillopora verrucosa
Lineage: Eukaryota; Metazoa; Cnidaria; Anthozoa; Scleractinia; Pocilloporidae
Molecular function (GO): protein binding
Source: RefSeq, a predicted model, not a curated record